Messenger RNA from Penicillium riverlandense, 1626 nucleotides. It is a transcript of the gene spp2, whose product is annotated as spliceosome ATPase-activating subunit SPP2. Gene Ontology annotation, molecular function: nucleic acid binding. Gene Ontology annotation, biological process: mRNA splicing, via spliceosome. Lineage: Eukaryota; Fungi; Ascomycota; Eurotiomycetes; Eurotiales; Aspergillaceae. The record is from RefSeq and is a predicted model, not a curated record. Gene Ontology annotation, cellular component: spliceosomal complex. The coding region runs from base 1 to 1626 and encodes 541 amino acids. The transcript has a single exon.
AUGUCUUCAUCGACGCAUUCCCGCGACGGCAACGGCAAACCGUUCUCAGCCUCCCUGUCGAGUUCCAACGGCGCAUCCUCCAAAAAGACCUCGUUCAACCUACAAUCCUCCAAACGCAACCGCCCCACCGACUCACCCGCACCAGGAAGCCGUUCCCUCCCUCGACGGCCGCACCAGCUCGGCCAUGGCGGCGACUCCUCCGACGAAGACGACAGCGCGCCUGUCCACGAAGAAAUCUCCGGCUUCGACACGCACACCGGCGGCGUCCUAACAGCCGACGGAAAGGCAGUCAAAAAAGACAACGAGCCGUUGGUCAUCCCUGUUACCAGCAGGAAUAACUGGCGCGACCGGCCCGGAGUCAACACGAAGAAAAGCAAGAAGAACCUCCUGCCGCGCGAGGUCCAGGCUAUGCAGGAAGCGGAGAGAAAUGGCCAAGCCCCCGGAGGCAGUGCAGUCGAGACAGAGGGGCCGAGUAUGGCAUUCGGACUGAGCUUUGCAGCACAGAAAUCCGCAGAGGGUGGUGGUGGUGAUCCAGCGGUCGAAGACCAAGCCAUGCCAGAUGCGAAGCCUAUUUUGCCUCCUCCCAUUGAGGAGAGCAAGCCGCUCACGGAUGAUCAGAAAGCACUACGAGCCUUGAUCAGCGAGAGCAAAGGUGAGGCACCGGAGCGAAGAACGGAUCUCGUGAUCGAGUCCCAGCGGAAAGCGCAAGAAGAUGAAGAAGAGCAUGGACGUUACGACGAGGCGAGCUCUUUCCGCACAGAUGUUGCAUCGCGACCUGAUUCCGCGACGCUGGAUGCCUACGAUUCCAUUCCCGUGGAGGAAUUUGGAGCCGCGCUCCUGCGAGGAAUGGGCUGGAAAGACGGCCAGGCCAUUGGACGAGGCCAGUACGGCACAUCUGCGACUGCGGACCGAGAUCGAGCGAACAAGCUGCGCGUUCCAGAGCGGCGGCCUGGGUUUUUGGGAAUUGGAGCCAAGGAUACAUCGGGCGGGAAAGGCGCUGAGGCUGAACUCGGCGCGUGGGGGAAGUCGGCGAUGCGGAAGGCGUCGAGAAAGCAGGGCGAAGCAGAUGCAAAUGGUGGGAACACGGAAGGUGUCUAUAUGCCGGUUAUGAUGCGCAACCGCAAGACCGGCGAGCAUAUCACCGAGGAAGAACUGGCCGCCAUGCAGAAAGAGGCGAAGUCGAAACCCACCACGGAGGAUGACUGGCGUGAUCGCCGUGAUCGCAAUUUGGAGAAGAGCGGCCGCGACAAAGACAGGGAUCGCGGGUAUCGUCGGCGCGACUAUGAUGAUGAGGAGGAGGAGCGGCAUGGUAGGAGGAAUGGCUCUUCCCGCCGGGAUCGCAGCUUGUCUAGUUCGCGCCACUCUUCUUCCCGACGAUCACGGUAUGAUGAUGAUGGCGGUAGAGAAGACCGGUCUCGUCGUGAUCGGGACAGACGGAGGGACCGGGAUGAUGACCGGGACCGGCGGAGAGACUCUGGCAAUGAUCGUGAUCGUGAUAGGGAGAGGGAUCGAGACAGAGACACAGACCGCAGCCACCGACACGGUGAUGAUCGGUCCAGCAAGUCCCGGCGUGACCGGGAUCGGGAUCGGGACCGUGACUCUCGUCGCAGUCGGCGAGACGACUAA